AUGGUAAUUCAAAUACCGUUCGGUUUCGUUAGCCUUUUGUUAGUAGCUGAAGCAGCUAAAGUUCAUCAAACAUUGAUUAUCGAUACGAUCUAUCCAUAUCCAACAUCGGUCAAACCAAUUAUUUCGGCUAAUUAUUCGUUCCCUGGUCCACUGAUUGAAGCCUAUGAAAACGAUACGCUUAUAAUUAGAGUGAUCAAUCGACUGCUUGUCCCUUCGAUAAUACAUUGGCAUGGAAUGCAUCAGAUCGGCACUCCAGGUAUGGAUGGUGCUGUCGGAAUUACACAGUGUGCAAUACCGCCGCAGAGUAAAAUGAUAUACAAGUUCAAGGCAGAACCAGCAGGAACGACCUGGUAUCACGGUCAUGUUCUUGAGCAGUACACGGACGGGUUAUAUGGCCCAUUAAUUAUUCGUCGACGGAAUGAGCUGAAUGGGCGUCAUUACGAUAGUGAACGUAUACUCAUGGUGUCGGAUUGGUAUAAUAACUGCGCUCAUACUCAUUUACUCCGCUGGUAUUUAAGUCCACACAAUUCGAAUGGAUACGAGCCUUCACCGGAUGCUAUUGUUGUCAACGGAAAGUUUACUCAAUCGUUGUUUAUUCCACUCUCAGGUUCAUCGCGUGUUCGAUUUCGAAUUAUCAACACUGCAGCCUUCUCAAUGUAUACCGUAUCGAUUGAUGGUCUUCCUUUGCAUGUGAUUGAACUGGAUCAAACCGACACAUUAUCCUACACAGUUAGUUCAUUCAAUAUUAGCGUUGCUCAGCGUGUUUCAUUUUAUAUCAGCUUGAACGAAAUAGACUUGCAUUACACUGCAUCGGGUGGAUCAGCCACAAGUUCACUCUUUAUUCGAUUUCAAGCCGUAUUAUCAAUGUAUCCUGUUGACAUUGUCAAUUACAUUCCUCCAUAUGAGCUUCCACGUUAUCCAUAUCCCACUUUCUUCAAUCCAUUGUAUCUUGCUAUUUUGUCACUUGAUUCGACUAAUGCUCCACCGACAUACCGAGCCAGUCAGCCAACCCCGACACUGCAGAACACUGUUACUCCACUAGACACAAAUCUCUUAGCUGCCCGACCGCUCCAUCAUAAUGAUGAUGGAAUUCCUACUGCAACCCAUUAUUUGAGCGUUGUCAUUGCACUCGCCUCCGAUAAAGAUGGAAUCAAGCGUAGCUAUCUGAAUAAUGUCACAUAUAGUUCAGAUGCCAACUAUAUGCAUGUGAGACCUGAUCCAACACAAGGAAUUACUUCAGACGAAUACGCGCCAUUACUUCAUCAAAUGGCAAUAAAACCUGAUAGCCUAGGUAUUUCACCACCUCGCAUAGAAGCUGGAAGUCCACUACCAACAAUUCAAAGUGAUGGACAGGGUCACUAUUUAGUUCCAUAUCAAGCCGUCGUCGACCUCUAUUUAAGCAACACAGAUGUUGACUCGCAUCCAUUCCAUUUACACGGUUUUAACUUCUGGAUUAUUGCAACGUCGGAUUAUCCGGAAGCCGAAUAUUUGUACUACGAUAACUAUGUUCAACGUGACGUUGUGAGUGUGCCAGGUUCUGGCUGGGCUAAAGUCCGAUUUGUCGCUAAUAAUCCUGGUGCUUGGUUGUUUCACUGUCACAUCGAAUGGCAUAUGAGUGGUGGAAUGGCAUUGGCUUUUAUCGUUUCUCCUCAACAACUACUGACUCAAGGAUACACAAUUCCUAAGAAUCAGAAAAACUUAUGUCAAGCACUACGAGAAUUCAAUGCAGAGAAUGAGACAAAUAAUUGA
Molecule: messenger RNA, 1749 nt
Organism: Rotaria sp. Silwood2
Lineage: Eukaryota; Metazoa; Rotifera; Eurotatoria; Philodinida; Philodinidae
Source: the annotation of a GenBank genome assembly